UUAGAAGAGGGGAUUUUGUGGCCGUCAUCAUUAAACUUAAACCCUCCUCUUCUGGUUCUCUCUCCCUCCAAACUGAAAAAAUCGAAACACUUUAGCAUAUCAAUGGAGAAAUUAAGAAAAACUGUAAAUCAAAUAGCAUACACUCCCAUAUCUGAAGUACUCUCCACUCUCUCUCCCCUUCAUCUCUCUAUCAUCCCUCUACUCUUUCUCUCUUCCUCCCUCUACAAAAUUGCCCUCUCCUUCCGUCACACUCUCCACCACUUAGGCUUCCUUCGCAAGCACAGGUUACCCGUUCCGGUAAUCAGCGUCGGAAAUUUAACGUGGGGUGGUAAUGGGAAGACUCCGAUGGUCGAAUUCAUUGCAAAUUGGUUGGCUAAUGAUUUUGGGGUUUCACCUCUCAUUCUCACCAGGGGAUAUGGUGGUGCUGAUGAAGCUAAAAUGCUUCAAAGGCAUUUUAAUGGAACAUCUGUGAAGAUUGGUGUGGGUGCAAAUCGGGCAGCGACUGCUGCUUCUUUUCUUCAUAAACAUGGAUUCGUUUAUCCUCUUGACAUAGUUAGUUUCAAGAAACAUAUACCAGAAAGACGAAUUGUUUCUGAUAAAAUUGGAGUUGCAAUUCUUGAUGAUGGAAUGCAGCAUGUAAGCAUGUCACGUGAUUUGGAAAUUGUAAUGGUGAAUGCAUUGUCACCAUGAGGAAACUGCCACUUACUACCUUUUGGACCAUUACGCGAGCCUUUGACUUCAUUUUCCCGUGCUAAUGCCGCCGUAAUCCACCAUUCCGACUUGGUUUCGGAUCAGAAUCUUUCUGUUAUUAAAUCAACGAUUCUCAAAGCUAAUCGAUUUCUUCCCAUAUACUUAUCUACAAUGACACCCACACACUUCUUUAAACCACCAAGUGUCUCAAUUCAAUUAUCUUUAGAAGUUGUAAAUGAAAAGAUAGUUUUAUGUGUUUCUGCAAUCGGUUCUCCUAAUUCUCUCGUGCAAAGAAUUCAAAAGAUGGGCCCGUUGUUUGUUGACCGACUAGACUAUAGCGACCACCACCAGUUUCAAAACGAGGACAUCAUGACAAUCAAAGCAAGACUCAACCAUCUCAAGAACAAGUUUGGCUCCAAACCCACCAUUGUCAUGACAGAAAAGGACUAUGAUCGAGAUCACAAGAUUCUUGGAAGUUUGGAGCCUUUUGAAGUUUUGGUGUUGUGUUGUAAACUGAAGAUUUUAGACCACAAAGAAGAUGAGUUCAAGAAGCUGUUGAUUCACUCCUUGAGUUGAAUGGGGUGAAAGUAUAGUGUAAAAUGGGUUGUUUGAUAACCGGGUGGAUCGGGUCAGGUUGGGUCCAACCCGCCUGGGUCCACGAACCGAACCAUGUAAUACGGGUUUGGUUGCAAAUUUCUAAACGAUGUUAUUUUGUUUAAGUUAAAAAUUGUGGUUGAGAUUAGACUGAUAACAGUUCUUUUUGCUAUGAAUAGAACCAGGUAUUAAGGUUUCAUA
This is a messenger RNA of Lactuca sativa (garden lettuce), 1485 nucleotides long. It is a transcript of the gene LPXK, whose product is annotated as tetraacyldisaccharide 4'-kinase family protein. Gene Ontology annotation, molecular function: lipid-A 4'-kinase activity; ATP binding. Gene Ontology annotation, biological process: lipid A biosynthetic process. The record is from RefSeq and is a predicted model, not a curated record. NCBI's taxonomy places the organism in Eukaryota, Viridiplantae, Streptophyta, Magnoliopsida, Asterales, Asteraceae.